UUGGUAAACAUAAUCACGAAUCAAUCAAAUCUAAUUUGCUGUCAUCAAUAUCAAAUUUAGAUGAAGAAAUCCAAUAUCCUUUUACAUCAAUAGUUAAUUAUUAUGAAAAUUUAGAAAAAGAAUCGAAAGUUUUAGAAGAAGAUUUUGAUGCUAAAGGAUUGAAAAAAGAAGAUUACUCUUUACUUAUAUUGGCAUUGUUUCGUAAAUUGGGAAUUCGUUUUUUUGAAAAUCCAAAUACUCAAAAAUUAAAAGUAAUAAUUGGAAAUGACGAUAUCAAUGUUGCAAUAAUAGAUAAUGCAUCAGAUGAAUAUGAAGUUUCCAAUUAUUUAUGGAAUUUAGUAUUUGAAUUAGAAGAGGAAGAAAGAAAUAAACAUUUUUUAAUUGGUAAUCCGCCCAUGUGA
Entrophospora candida is the source of this 401-nucleotide messenger RNA. NCBI's taxonomy places the organism in Eukaryota, Fungi, Glomeromycota, Glomeromycetes, Entrophosporales, Entrophosporaceae. The record is from the annotation of a GenBank genome assembly.